ACUCUUCUCGUGUGAUAUACUAUCGUGAUAAUUAUUUUAUUUAUGAAUAAACAGUAGUUAUAAUUAAACAUAAUAAAAGGAAUGAAUUACAUUUUCAAGAGCAUGUAAAAGAGAGAUCGAAUGUGGAGUGCGAAUUCCAUACCACGAAAUCUAACAUCUCUCAUCUUCUUGAUCCACACAAAAUGAGCACCAUCUACGGCACAAUAUCCACCGCCGCACCACCGCCGGACUCGCCGUUCCUCUCCCGGAUCCGAUCGGGGAUCGGGACGCGGCGGUCGUGGCGGGUGAUGGUCACCUCCCUCUCCAUGCCGGAGAGCGUGGGCGCCGCCGUCCAGCGCCUCCGCACGAACGCCUCCUAUUUCCACGUGAACUACGCCAUCGUGGUCCUCUUCACGCUCUUCGUGAGCCUCCUAUGGCACCCGGGGGCCCUCAUCGUCUUCACGGCCACCAUGUUUGCGUGGUUGUUCCUCUAUUUCCUCCGCGACACGCCCCUUGUCGUCUGGGGCUACGGCGUGGAGGAGCGCGUGGUGCUCGUGGUGCUCUCCAUUUCCACGGUGGCGCUGCUGCUCCUCACGCAGGCCACCAUCUUCCUCGGGGGGAUCGCGGCCGGGCUCGCCGCGUCACUGGCGCACGGCGUGUUUAGGAGGACCAACGAUUUGGAUUUCGACGACGAGGACGGCGGAGGCGGGGCCGCCGUGGGCUUGAGAGAGACGGCGUCGGCCACUUAUUCUGUUUUAUAGGAAAACAUAUUAAUCCAUCAAAUGUGAGUAUCGUGUAACUUUAGCAUCAAUUAAUCGUGAAGUUCAUAUAUAUAUAUAUAUGUUUUUAUGAUCUCAUUAAUACAGAUUUUCUCACCAUCUCUUGAUAAAA
Salvia miltiorrhiza (redroot sage) is the source of this 870-nucleotide messenger RNA. Its product is annotated as PRA1 family protein F3-like. Gene Ontology annotation, cellular component: endoplasmic reticulum; Golgi apparatus. The record is from RefSeq and is a predicted model, not a curated record. Lineage: Eukaryota; Viridiplantae; Streptophyta; Magnoliopsida; Lamiales; Lamiaceae. The transcript has a single exon. Bases 183 to 740 code for a protein of 185 amino acids. Gene Ontology annotation, biological process: vesicle-mediated transport.